Cyprinus carpio (common carp) is the source of this 1518-nucleotide messenger RNA. Its product is annotated as uroporphyrinogen decarboxylase. Gene Ontology annotation, cellular component: cytosol. Gene Ontology annotation, biological process: heme biosynthetic process. Lineage: Eukaryota; Metazoa; Chordata; Actinopteri; Cypriniformes; Cyprinidae. Gene Ontology annotation, molecular function: uroporphyrinogen decarboxylase activity. The record is from RefSeq and is a predicted model, not a curated record.
CAUGUGACCAUUUCAACAUGGCCGCGCCCUUCAGCUUGGAGGUGUGAACCUUAGAACACUGUCAGGCAGAGACAGAGUAAAACAGCUCGUCAAGCCUGCAAACUCUCAUUCAACUCUUCUUUCACGCUGGCAACAAUGGAUAAGGACAGUCUGAUUCUCCCCAAAGACUUCCCAGAGCUGAAGAACGACACAUUCCUGAGAGCCGCUCGAGGAGAAGAGCUUGAGCACAUUCCAGUGUGGUGUAUGAGACAGGCUGGCCGCUAUCUGCCAGAGUUCAGGGAAUCGAGGGCAGGGAAGGAUUUCUUUGAGACAUGCCGCUCCCCUGAAGCUUGCUGUGAGCUUACACUACAGCCGCUCAGACGAUUCCCAUUUGAUGCAGCCAUCAUCUUCUCUGACAUCUUGGUGGUCCCUCAGGCCAUGGGAAUGGAGGUUCAGAUGAGUCCAGGAAAAGGCCCCACAUUCCCAGAACCACUGAAGGAGCCUGAAGAUCUGCAGAGACUAAAGACUAAAGUAGACGUGUGGUCUGAACUCGACUACGUGUUUAAAGCCAUCACACUGACACGACACCGAAUAGAGGGAAAAGUUCCUCUCAUCGGCUUCACUGGAGCUCCGUGGACUCUGAUGUCCUACAUGAUUGAAGGAGGAGGCUCCACGACGCACUCAAAGGCUAAACGCUGGCUCUACAGGUAUCCAGAGGCCAGCCACAAACUCCUGAGCCAGCUAACGGACGUCAUAGUGGAGUAUCUACUCGGACAAGUGCAAGCUGGUGCUCAGGCUCUGCAGGUUUUCGAGUCUCAUACUGGUUGUUUGGGCCCAGUGGAGUUUAAAGAGUUUUCUCUGCCGUAUCUGAGAGACAUUGCUCGUCGUGUUAAAGACCAGAUCAAAGAAUCUGGUUUGGACAAUGUGCCUAUGAUUGUUUUUGCUAAAGAUGGUCAUUAUGGGCUUGAGGACCUCUCAGAGUCUGGUUAUGAAGUGGUGGGUCUCGACUGGACCAUAGAUCCGCGUUCAGCACGUAUCAGGACUGGAGGAAAAGUCAGUUUGCAAGGCAACAUGGAUCCCUGCGCUCUAUACGCGACAAAGGAGCGAAUAUCAGAGAUUGUGAAGAGGAUGUUGGAGGGCUUUGGCACCAAGGGCUACAUCGCUAAUCUGGGUCACGGUCUGUACCCUGAUAUGGACCCAGAAAAUGUGGGCGCGUUCGUAGAGGCUGUUCACACCCACUCUCGCCAGCUCAUCAACCGCAAAUAAGACGCUACUCUCCCAUCAGAAGACCUGAAGCACAGGAGAAACAACAACUGUUGGUGUGCAGCGAUAUAGAGUUAGAUAUGUUACAGGGUGAACUUGUCCAAAAAUGUCCAGUCAUAUUUCACUCCAAAAUGAAAAGAAAUGAGAACAUAUGUUGUGCUUAAAGAAACUAUUAAGAACACACAUUUCACGUUUCCCUCCAACAUUCUCAUUAACACAAUGCAAAAAGAUUCCCAUUUACAGUACCAUAAUGUGAGAACAAAAAAAAAAGAACUA